UAGAGUCCCGAGCUUCACUGACGUCAGUUACAUGCGCCGUUCCUGCGACGUCAUAGCGGGAGACAUGGAGGAGCGGCCGGCGAGGGACUGUGACAAUUCAUUGUGUGAUAACCGAUCCCAGAUGUCCAGCUCGCCGGUGUCUAAGAAGCGUCGCGUGGCCAUAUCUGAUACAAAGACGGGUUCAAACUGCGCCUCCUCCAAUUCUGUGAGCACAGAGCAGACGGCGCCAGCCAACGGCAUGGCUCGGAACGGGAAUGAAGCCGAGAUCGAUGAGGGCCUCUACUCUCGUCAGCUCUAUGUCUUGGGCCACGAGGCAAUGAAGCGGAUGCAGAACGCCAAUGUUCUCAUCUCAGGGAUGGGUGGUCUCGGCGUGGAGAUUGCAAAGAACGUUAUCCUGGGAGGAGUCAAAUCCGUCACCAUCCAUGACCAGGCAGACACAAAGUGGGGAGACCUCUCUUCUCAGUUUUACCUCCGUGAGGAAGACGUUGGCAAAAAUCGAGCCGAAGUAGCCCACCCCAGACUGGCCGAGCUGAACACCUAUGUGCCUAUACAUGCCUCUACCAGCCCCCUGACUGAAGAAUUCCUCUCCAACUUCCAGCUUGUGAUUCUCACUGAUUCCACACUAGACGAGCAGCUACGAGUAGGCGACUACUGCCAUGGACACAGCAUUAAGUUCAUUGUGGCCGACACCAGGGGUUUGUUCGGGCAGCUGUUCUGUGACUUUGGUGACGAUAUGGUCGUCCUGGACCCCAAUGGAGAGCAGCCCUUAAGUGCCAUGAUUUCUAUGAUUACAAAGGAUAACCCCGGCGUGGUCACCUGCCUGGAUGAGGCUCGGCACGGCUUUGAAACCGGCGAUCAUGUAACUUUCACUGAAUUACAAGGCAUGACGGAGCUCAACAACCAUAAUCCUGUGGAAAUCAAAGUGCUAGGACCAUACACCUUCAGCAUCUGCGACACAACCAAGUUCACAGACUACGUCCGUGGGGGCAUUGUCAGCCAAGUAAAGAUGCCGAAAAAAAUCAGCUUUAAACCCUUAAAGGAGUCCCUCCAGGAACCCGAAUUUCUUAUUACAGACUUCGCCAAGUUUGAUCAUCCAUCCCAGUUGCACCUGGGCUUCCAGGGUCUGCACGCCUUCCAGAAGAAGAAUGGUCGCCUUCCAAAGCCACGCAGUGAGACUGAUGCUAAAGAGUUUCUGACCCUAACCAAAGAGAUCAACGAGAAAUCAUCCGGAUCUGCAAAGCAGGAGGAGCUGAAGGAAAGCCUUCUGAAGAAGCUGUCUUUCCAGGCCACCGGAAAUCUUGCCCCUGUGAAUGCCUUCAUUGGAGGUUUGGUGGCACAGGAAGCCAUGAAGGCUUUGUCAGGGAAGUUCAUGCCAGUCAUGCAGUGGUUGUACUUUGAUGCCCUAGAAUGCUUGCCUGAAGAAAAUGAAGAUUCGCUACUGAACGAGGAGAUCUGCAGUCCGAAAAAAUCUCGGUAUGAUGGGCAGAUUGCUGUUUUUGGAUCCGACUUUCAGGAGAAAAUUGGCAAACAGAAGUACUUUCUGGUUGGUGCUGGCGCCAUUGGCUGUGAGCUGCUGAAAAACUUUGCCAUGAUAGGCCUGGGGGCUGGACAAGGCGGUGAGGUCAUUGUGACAGACAUGGACACCAUAGAAAAAUCCAAUCUGAACAGACAGUUCCUCUUCAGAUCCUGGGAUGUUACGAAAAUGAAAUCCGAAACUGCAGCUGCAGCAGUGAAACAGAUGAACCCAAACUUGAAUGUCAUAGGACACCAGAAUCGUGUGGGCACAGACACCGAGAAGGUUUACGAUGACGAUUUCUUUGAAGCGCUUGAUGGUGUGACCAAUGCACUUGACAACGUGGAUGCCAGGAUGUACAUGGACCGCCGUUGUGUGUACUACCGUAAGCCACUUCUGGAAUCUGGAACUUUAGGAACCAAAGGGAAUGUCCAAGUUGUGAUACCUUUCCUCACAGAGUCCUACAGCUCAAGCCGACCCCCAGAAAAGUCCAUACCUAUAUGUACCCUGAAAAACUUCCCCAAUGCCAUUGAACAUACCUUACAGUGGGCUCGGGAUGAAUUUGAGGGACUCUUCAAGCAACCAGCAGAAAAUGUCAAUCAGUAUUUAACGGACCCAAAAUUCAUGGAGAGGACUUUGAAGCUGCCCGGCUCUCAGCCCUUAGAGGUGAUUGAGGCGGUGCACAAAAGCCUAAUAACCGACCGGCCCAAGAGCUGGACAGAAUGCUUGACCUGGGCCUGUAAUCACUGGCAUACCCAGUACUCCAACAACAUCCGACAGCUGCUGCACAACUUCCCUCCGGAACAGCUGACCUCUACUGGUACACCCUUCUGGUCUGGCCCCAAAAGAUGUCCUCACCCCCUGACCUACGAUGGGAACGUGCCCUUGCACUUGGAUUAUGUCCUCGCAGCUGCUAACCUCUUUGCACAAUCCUAUGGUAUUGCUGGAUCCACAGACAGAGCUGCCGUCUUGGACCUCCUCAAAUCUAUCAAAGUGAUAGAGUUCACCCCCAAAUCCGGAGUAAAAAUCCACGUAUCUGACCAAGAGAUGCAGAAUGCACACGCCUCCCUGGACGACAGCCGCCUAGAGGAGCUGAAGCAGAGUCUCCCUACGCCAGAGUGUCCUGGUUUCAAAAUGUAUCCCAUCGAUUUUGAAAAGGAUGAUGACACAAACUUUCAUAUGGACUUCAUUGUGGCAGCUUCUAACUUGCGAGCCGAAAAUUAUGACAUCCCACCUGCGGACCGUCACAAGAGCAAGCUGAUAGCAGGCAAGAUCAUUCCCGCAAUCGCCACCACCACAGCGGCAGUGGUCGGCCUCGUGUGUUUGGAGCUCUACAAGAUUGUUCAAGGACACAAGAAGAUCGAGUCCUUCAAGAACGGCUUCAUGAACUUGGCCCUGCCCUUCUUUGGCUUCUCCGAGCCCAUCGCAGCACCGAAGCACAAGUACUACGAUCAUGAAUGGACUCUCUGGGACCGGUUUGAAGUCAAGGGCAUCCAGGACAACGGUGAGGAGAUGACGCUGAAACAGUUUUUGGACUACUUUAAGGAUGAACAUAAACUGGAGAUCACAAUGUUGUCGCAGGGAGUAUCCAUGCUCUACUCCUUCUUCAUGCAAGCCGCCAAGCUGAAGGAACGUCUCGAACUCCCGAUGACCGAAAUUGUCACAAAGGUUUCCAGGAAGAAGAUCGGGAGACACGUGAAAGCUCUAGUGUUCGAGCUCUGCUGCAAUGACGACGACGGAGGGGAUGUGGAGGUCCCCUAUGUCCGCUACACUAUCCGUUGAGGGCCACCAGAUCUCCAGCUGCAGUGCACGUUGGGGAAGGGAUAGCUGGAGCAGAUCGGAAAUGGGCACAGGAUUUUGGGGGGGCGGGGGGUGAAUUUUAAGGAAUUAAAAAAGGAAAAAAAAAAAGUUUUGGGAGUUUGACUCUUCUACUGCUAUUAACCCUUCAGUGUGGUGAAGGGAACAUGACUAAGGGGGGGGGGGGGGGGGUGCACGACUCAUCUUAAUGUAAUCCUAUCACCUGUCUGGUAUCAUGUGAUGUUUGUGAUCAUUUUCUGUACAUGACCAUUUUUAACACUUAGAUCCAACUAACCAGCACCCUGUCCUCUCGCCUGCACUCCAACACCCCUUUAGAGGUGCUUACUCCCAAACUCCCCCUCCCAAACCUGUCCAGUCUCCUCAGCCAUUCUUUCCGAGAGGCUCCAGCCGCCGAUGACAUUUCCUGCUCCAUGUAUUUGUACCGCUAGUCGUUUAGUGCACCUGCCGCAUGUGGCGCCAUCUGCUGGAAGGAGGGUUAUUGGUUGUUGGGAAUUAAGCUGGAGACGUCUGUGCCCUCACGUGUAAGACCAGCUGCAUGGGGAGCAUACCAUAAAUUUUUCUUUUCUUUUUGCCUUGCCCACACCAUCCAGACCACGCCGGUGACCUGAGGGCUGAAGAGCAGUGAGAUAGAGCUUUAGUGUAAUGAGAAAUACAGUACUGCUGUUCUUGUAGAAAUGUCUCUUUAUACUGUGUUUGAAAUCUGAAAAAAAUAAUAAAAAAAAGAGAGGAAUUAA
This is a messenger RNA of Bufo gargarizans (Asiatic toad), 4065 nucleotides long. RefSeq names its product ubiquitin-like modifier-activating enzyme 1. Gene Ontology annotation, molecular function: ubiquitin activating enzyme activity. NCBI's taxonomy places the organism in Eukaryota, Metazoa, Chordata, Amphibia, Anura, Bufonidae. Gene Ontology annotation, biological process: ubiquitin-dependent protein catabolic process; protein ubiquitination; DNA damage response. Gene Ontology annotation, cellular component: nucleus; cytoplasm. The record is from RefSeq and is a predicted model, not a curated record.